Messenger RNA from Aspergillus terreus NIH2624, 4242 nucleotides. RefSeq names its product chromatin-binding exonuclease XRN1. The record is from RefSeq and is a predicted model, not a curated record. Gene Ontology annotation, biological process: rRNA catabolic process; nuclear-transcribed mRNA catabolic process. Gene Ontology annotation, cellular component: nucleus. Gene Ontology annotation, molecular function: RNA binding; 5'-3' RNA exonuclease activity. Bases 1 to 4242 code for a protein of 1413 amino acids. The transcript has 2 exons. Lineage: Eukaryota; Fungi; Ascomycota; Eurotiomycetes; Eurotiales; Aspergillaceae.
AUGGGUGUUCCCAAGUUCUUCCGCUGGCUGAGCGAGCGGUAUCCCGCCAUCUCCAUGCUGAUUGCGGAGAACCGCAUCCCGGAGUUCGAUAAUCUCUACCUCGAUAUGAACGGUAUCAUUCAUAACUGCACGCAUAAGGACAGCGAUUCGCCAACCUUCCGCAUGACCGAGGAUAAAAUGUUCAUUGCCAUUUUCAACUAUAUCGAGCAUCUGUAUGGCAAGAUCAAACCGAAGAAACUUUUCUUCAUGGCCGUGGACGGUGUCGCACCCCGUGCCAAGAUGAACCAGCAGCGUGCGCGACGAUUCCGAACCGCUCUCGAUGCAGAGGUUGCGAAGGAGAAGGCUAUCGCCCAGGGCGUUGAGAUGCCGAAGGAGGAUGCGUUCGACAGCAACUGCAUUACCCCCGGUACCGAAUUCAUGGCGAAAUUGACCGAACAGCUGAAGUAUUUCAUCAGCAAAAAGAUUUCAGAGGACAAGGAUUGGCAAGGCGUUGAGAUUGUGCUCUCAGGCCAUGAAGUCCCUGGAGAGGGCGAACACAAGAUCAUGGAAUACAUCCGACAUGCGAAAGCUCAGCCGGGUUAUGAUCCCAACGUGCGCCACUGUCUGUAUGGUCUGGAUGCUGAUCUCAUCAUGUUGGGCCUGCUCAGUCAUGACCCCCACUUCUGCCUCCUCCGUGAGGAGGUGACCUUCGGUCGACAAGUACAGAAGAAGCCCAAGGAGCUUGAGCACCAAAAUUUCUAUCUGUUGCAUCUGUCAAUGGUCCGAGAAUACUUGGAGUUGGAGUUUCAGGAGUUGGAACAGGAAGGCGCCUUGAAGUUUCCUUUCGAUAUGGAGAGAGUGAUUGACGACUUUAUCCUGAUGGCUUUCUUUGUCGGAAACGAUUUCCUACCGAACUUGCCGAACUUACAUAUCAACGAAGGCGCGUUGGCUCUGAUGUUUAAGAUCUACAAGGAGAUCUUACCAAAAAUGGGCGGAUACAUCAACGAGCAGGGUGUCAUCAACCUUGAGCGAUUGGGUGUCCUGCUUGAUGGACUCAGUGAUGUGGAGUUCCGCUUCUUCGAGGCUGAAUACUCGGAUGCUCGUUGGAUCAAGGCCAAGAAAAACGGAACCGAGACAAUGGAGCUUCAAGAGAAGCCGAAGGGUCUCACGGUGACGCCGGCUCAGAAAGAUCUGUUCAAGGAUGUCAAGAAAUACGUUCUUAACAGACCCGGAAAAGCAGCCGACACUAAGCCAUUGGACUUCCCAUCCAGUUUGCCUGCUCGUGAUCGCAAGUUCGUGGAACAGCUUGCUGAUGAUCUUCGGUUGCCGUGGACAACUGUCUCUGACGAGCACGGUGAACGUUUUAUCCGACUUCAGUUCCCGGAAAUCCCGGGCGAUGAUAGCGAUGAGGAAGAAGAUGAAGAGGCCUCUAUGGCUGUUCAGCGCGUGAUUCGGAAGUAUGACAACGCCAAGGUCCAAGAGGUGUCUGCCGAGGAAGCCCAAAAGGCCGCGGAGAAGAAAUACGAAGAAAAAUUCCAGGAAUGGAAAGAUAAGUACUAUACUAGCAAAUUCGACUGGGGUUUGGAGAAUGCCGAAGAAAUGAGGAAACUCACGGAGAACUACGUGCAAGGCCUUCAGUGGGUGCUGUUCUAUUAUUAUCGGGGCAUUGCCUCCUGGCCAUGGUUUUUUGGUUAUCACUAUGCGCCCAUGAUCUCUGAUGUAAAGAAGGGUCUGAAGGCCGAUAUGAAUUUCCGCCUGGGCCAACCAUUCCGGCCUUACGAGCAGCUGAUGGGUGUGUUGCCCGAUCGAAGCAAGAAGAUCGUGCCCCCUGCCUAUCGGGACCUUAUGACUUCGCCGGAAUCGCCCAUCAUUGACUUUUACCCUCGUGAUUUCGAACUGGACAUGAAUGGGAAGAAGAUGGAGUGGGAAGCUGUUGUCAAGAUUCCAUUCAUUGAUGAAAAGCGUCUGCUGGACGCUCUCAAGACGAGAGAACACCUGCUGACGCCGGAUGAGAAGGCACGGAAUGGAUUCGGUGCAUCCCUCAAGUUCACCUACUCGCCUGAGGUGCAAUAUGUCUACCCAUCGUCUCUUCCCGGCGUCUUCCCUGAUAUCCCUAACUGCCAUUGCAUCGAGAAUAUCUUUGACUUGCCGACAAUGGAUGGCUUGGAGCCUUACAUUGGCCUGGUAGAUGGUGUGCAGCUUGGUGCAUCCGCACUGGCAGGAUUUCCAAGCUUGAAAACUCUACCUCAUGUCGGUCAAUUGGGUUUCCAUGGUGUAUGCGUGUUCCAGCAGGAAAGUCGCAAUGAAAGCAUGGUGGUUACGAUCCUCGAGCCUGGAAGCAGGUCGAGUGUUGAACUUGCCAAAGCGAAGCUGGGGCAAAGAGUCUAUGUUGGGUACCCGUUCCUUCAAGAAGCGCUUGUUGUUCGAGUGUCUGAUGAACUGUUUGACUACAUCAAACCCGAAGGACAACAGCAUAUCGCUUCCAUUCCUCAUACGGAGGCUCAAAUCGACCAGUGGAAGAAGAAGGCGGACAAGAUUGAAGGAAUCUAUAGCAGGCGACUUGGCAUGAUUAUCGGCUCGGUCGAGUCGAUGGUACACGUCCAACCUCUCAAAGGGUUGCUUAAGACUGAUGAGGGUGCCUCCGUGAAAGAAUUCGCGGAUAUCCCAGGACAGGAAACUGACUAUGCACUCCAAAUGGUUGUCGACGAAGUGAUCAACCCUGAUGAACGUUUCAUCGAGCGCGAUGCUCUUCCCAUUGAGAAAGAAUUCCCCGAAGGUUCUCGCGCGUUUUUCCUUGGAGACUUCAACUAUGGACGCCCUGUGCACAUUACCGGGCAUGAUGAUGGUAAAGUAAACGGAUUGAUUGCGGCGGUGAAAGGCCGUGAGCCUGAAUUUGGCAAGGAGCGUGCCCGAAAUGCCGAGAAGUUGAGUCCGUACAUGCCCUCUUACGCUAUCGCUCGCAGCCUACGUCUGAACCCCCUGGUGCUGGCCAAAAUUACUUCCUCUUUCUCCGUGGAUAUCGAGGGAUCGCGCGUGAACCUGGGUCUCAACCUAAAGUUCGAGGCCAAGAAGCAAAAGGUCCUUGGUUAUUCGCGCCGGGGCGAGUCGGGUUGGGAGUUCAGCAGCAAGGCUGUCGACUUACUCCAGCAAUACAUGAUCCGAUUCCCGGACUUUAUUGCGGGCAUCCAACGUAACCCUCAAAAAGACCGGUACACGCCGACUGACUUCUACCCCGAAGACAUUGCCAUGGUGAAGAUGAAGGAGAUUCGGGAUUGGCUCAAAUCGAUCGAGGCGAAAAACUUCGAGAGGGUUCCUCUUGAAGCCGAGCAGCUGGAUUCGGAUGUUGUCAAGCUGAUUGAGCAGGACGCCGACCAGCUUAUCCAGAACAUGCCCCCGAUGCAGCCCAAGAAGAUCCGGGGUGUUCCCCGCGGUGCUCUCCUUCGCCCAGCGGACGUUGAGCAGAGGCUGGGCAACCAAACCUUCAAGCUUGGUGACCGCGUGGUCUAUGCCCAAGAUUCUGGAAAGGUCCCUAUUGCGACUCGAGGAACAGUGGUUGGCCUUACCCGGACUUCCCGUGCCGUUCUACUGGAUGUUGUCUUCGACGCUUCGUUCAUGAGUGGCACUACCUUGGGUGACCGUUGCUCUCCAUUCCGGGGACAGACUGUUUUGGCAUCUUCUGUCCUCAAUGUUUCAUAUCGACAGCUCCUUGCCAGUACUCGGGCGGCUACUAGUCACCAGCAGCAAACACAGCCUUCCCCUUGGACGGUGGCAGGGUACGGUGAACCUCUUGGACCUGGUGGAGCGGGACAGCUGAAAGAUGCUCCGACCCCUCCGCCGCUUUCUCACUCGUAUCGUGGCGCUGUCUCUGGUGUACAGGCUAACGGUCGCGGUGGUGGUCCCAGAGGCCGUGGUGGACGCGGAGCCUCCAACGGGGUUGGCGCGCAGACUACCCUGCCAUUCCGGCCCCAUCCCAAUGGCGGGGAUCAGCAGAUGCAUGGAUCAUCUCGCGGGGGCCGAGGCCGCGGAGGGCGUGGAGGCAUGGGUCGCACUCGAGGCGGCUAUGUUGCGGUAGACCCCAACCCUGAUGUAGGCGUCAUGCAGCAUAACCCGAACUUUCGGCCACAAAACUAUUCCCAGGUGCCGCCUCCAAAGACUCUGGACCGACGCGGGGGACGAGGCGGCCGAGGUAACAGUCGCGGAUCCGAAAGAGGAUCUCGAGCUAGAGGCCGAGGUCGUGGAGCUGCUGUGGCGGAAACGAGUUAA